Molecule: messenger RNA, 870 nt
Organism: Ixodes scapularis (black-legged tick)
Lineage: Eukaryota; Metazoa; Arthropoda; Arachnida; Ixodida; Ixodidae
Exons: 1
Coding region: 1-870 (289 amino acids)
Biological process (GO): DNA integration
Molecular function (GO): nucleic acid binding
Source: RefSeq, a predicted model, not a curated record
AUGACUAGCGCAGAAGUAGUUGAGGCCACGGCUAGUGACCAACAUCUACAGGAGGUGAUCGCUGCCCUCAAGAGCCCUGCCAGAUGGCGCAACCCAGCUCUCAAGGACUUUGUGUCAAUACAACACGAGCUCUCUGUGGCAGACAAUGGCCUGCUGCUGAAAGGUACUCGUCUCGUUCUACCCGCCGCUCUCCAGCAACGAGCCAUAUCUCUUGCACAUGUGGGGCACCAAGGGAUAACCAAGACAACCAAGCUCAUGAAGCAGAAGGUCUGGUUUCCUCAUCUCGAUACUAAAGUGCAAACAUAUCUGAAAACCUGUAUGCCGUGCCAAGCGACCAUUCAGUACCAACAUGCCGACCCCAUCGCCAUUCCAGAAAAGCCCAGUCGGCCUUGGGAAGCCCUCUCACUUGACUUCGCCGGUCCAUUUCCAAACGGCAAAUACCUGAUGGUCCUUAUGGAUGACACGUCCCGCUAUCCUGUCGUAAAGAUAUUGUCAUCGCUCACCAGCCAAUCCGUCAUCAAUAGCAUCACCAAGAUCUUCAGCAUCUUCGGAAUUCCAAAGGUGAUCAAAAUGGACAACGGACCCCCAUUCCAGAGCCAUGACUUCAAGCGAUUCGCCCACACGCUAGGAUUCCACCAUCAGCGUAUUACACCGCACUGGCCGCAAGCGAAUGGGGAAGUGGAGAGAUUCAUGCGAACAUUAAACCGGUUCAUACAAGCGACAACACUGGAAAACAAUAGCUGGACUUCCAAGCUGGGCGAAUUCUUGAGGGCCUACAGGGCAACACCCCAUUCAGCAACUGGAACCCCACCUUUUUUAUGUGCUUUUCGGCAGGUCCAUGGGAUAUCUUCUCCCAAGCUGCUCCAAUGA